ACUGCUAAGUAUAAUUUUGGAUUACAAUAAGGCAGUGUGUAACCAAACGGAGGCUUUGACAACGAACAACACGAUGGAAAAUAUAACACAGGCAUCGGAACCAACAGAAUUGCCCAUAUCAGAUACUUCUUUAAUAACAGAAAGGACGACGCCCUUGUAUUGUAAAACAGGCAAGGGUCUCAGUGGCGAGUGCGUGGAGAGGAAGCGUUGUGACUUCAGUACAUCCAACAUAGACUUCACGCUGUACAGACCCCAUAGGAAACCAAGGCCUUGCGAGCCCAAAGAGGUGUGCUGUCCAUUUGACUUUGUCCUGCCCCUGGCGCCUCCCUCCUACGAAGAAGAGAUAAUAGACUUUGAUAAUGAUGAUUAA
Messenger RNA from Achroia grisella, 370 nucleotides. RefSeq lists its product as uncharacterized. The transcript has 3 exons. The coding region runs from base 74 to 370 and encodes 98 amino acids. The record is from RefSeq and is a predicted model, not a curated record. Lineage: Eukaryota; Metazoa; Arthropoda; Insecta; Lepidoptera; Pyralidae.